CCUCCAUGCUGGUCCUCUGACUGAUAAUGCUGUCCUGGAAUGUGGAGAGAAUAAGGGAGGGUUGGGGAGCUGCUCUCUGGCCCUGCGGUAAAGCCAGUCCGAUGAACGUAGGGUGCAGGAAACAAUGGGAUAAGCGACUUUCCCUUUUUGAGCCUCAGUUUCUUUUUCCUGUGACACAGGUGUGAGGGGGUCCUGGCUUAGGUUUCCCACAGUCCACCCCACCUGGAUGUCUCUGGGAAAUGAGUUUCCAGGCCCAAGCUCUAUCUGCGCAGUUUCUACUUCUCUGGGAAAUUGCUUCCCCCUCAGUAGACUAUCCCUUUAAGGUUGGGCGGGGCCUGUUGGACAGUGGCCCGUGAGGAAGCACUGAAGCGGGGCCACUAGAGUCCUUGAGGUAGUUAGUGUCGAUCCAAGGUCUAGGAGACAGUGGGUGGGUGGCUUCCCAGUGGGAUCCCCAGCUGCUGGGAGGGGUGACAAGGGGGGAAGGAAGAACCUUACUGAGCCCUGGGCUCAAUCUUACUGGGGACCUCAAGGAGCGGAUGAAGUGCCCAGGGUGCAGCUGUGGAUAGCUGCCAGCGCGUCCCCAGAUGCUUGCUGCCUGCAGAGCUCAGCCACAGGCCUUCUAAUGUGCUGGGCUCUCGCCUAGACCAGUCUAAUGACUGCGUGUGAGACAUGCGUCAGAGGCCGGGCAGCCUCCACUGUGCAUUACUGCAUGACGGUUGGUGGCACAGUGGUCCUGGUGGUUGGGACACUCUGCUUUGCGUGGUGGAGCGAAGGUAACACAGCUGUCCAGCCUGGCUCACUGGCCCCCACCAUGGAACAGCCAUUGCCUGAGACGCCCCUGACUUGGCUCAAGUCUUUCAGCUUCCUCUGCUGUAGCAUGGGUGGGGUGCUUCUGUUCUUUGGCCUGCUUUGGUCCAUCCAGGAAAGCACAAAGAAGUCAAGCCAGGGGGACCUCUACCGAUUCUCCAGAGACCUGUAUCACCUUGCUGUGGAGUCCCCAGAGAAGGAGGGCUACAGGCCUCCUAAGGAGACUGCCAUUCCCACUUAUGAGGAGACCAUGUACUGUCCACUGGCUGAAGGUCCCCUGCAAUGCCCCGUGCAAGCUGAAGAAGAUCUCCAGUGCCAUGCUCCAGAGGAUGCCCGGCUGGGGUCAACAUCCUUCUCACCCCCACCCAGCUACGAGAGCAUCAUCCUUGCUCACGGGGCUGUUUCUGGAUCGAGUGCUGCGAGCUCCAGCCCAGGUUGAGCUCAGGCUGCGGGAGAGUUACAGAUCUCCAGCAGGCUGUGAAAAUGUUCCCUAACCAGAGAGCUUUGCUUGGGGCCUCCACCAAUACUGGUUCACAGCAGGAACUCAACAAGAGGUUUAUUGCUGGGUGCUGUCUAUGCAUCCGUUGCUGUGUGAGCACUAGUUGGCUUUAAAUAAACCCCACUUGAUUAUGUCUCA
Rattus norvegicus (Norway rat) is the source of this 1444-nucleotide messenger RNA. RefSeq names its product transmembrane protein 61 (gene Tmem61). The coding region runs from base 653 to 1246 and encodes 197 amino acids. The record is from RefSeq and is marked validated. The transcript is spliced from 3 exons. NCBI's taxonomy places the organism in Eukaryota, Metazoa, Chordata, Mammalia, Rodentia, Muridae.